Messenger RNA from Propithecus coquereli (Coquerel's sifaka), 2002 nucleotides. RefSeq names its product HtrA serine peptidase 2 (gene HTRA2). Lineage: Eukaryota; Metazoa; Chordata; Mammalia; Primates; Indriidae. Gene Ontology annotation, molecular function: serine-type endopeptidase activity; protein binding. Gene Ontology annotation, biological process: proteolysis; positive regulation of apoptotic process; programmed cell death. Gene Ontology annotation, cellular component: mitochondrion. The transcript is spliced from 8 exons. The record is from RefSeq and is a predicted model, not a curated record. The coding region runs from base 424 to 1800 and encodes 458 amino acids.
CGGUGGGAGUCAAAGAGCCGCUCCGGCCCCGGCGCUGGAGGAAGCUCCAUCGCAGCUGCCUCAGGAGUGCCGGGUCGCCGCCGCCAUCUUCGCACCCGGCCGCAGGGGCUCCUGGGAAGGCGGAGUCUUUGGGCAUCAGCCCAGUGUACCGGGACCCGAAGUCCAGAGGCGCCCCGGAAGGGCUAGCAGUCCCAGCAUGCCCCGCGUCCUCUUGGGUCGCCUCAGAACUCGCGUCCCGCGAGGACCACAACUCCCGGCAUUCGCGGGGCGAGGGAGGAGCCGGCCUCCCAGAAUCCUGGGUCCCGGCGUGCUCUUCUGGAGGACUUCAGGUACCGGCGUGCCCCGCGUCCUACAGUCUGCCUGCUCGCGUCCUGGGCGCCGCCUCUGAGUAGGGCGGGCGAAGAGGCAGCCGAGGCGGAGCUGAUGGCUGCGCUGAGGGCGGGGCGGGGUGCAGGCUGGAGCCUCCGGGGAUGGCGGGCUUUGGGGGGAACUCAUUGGGGGAAGGGACCCUUGUUGACCCCUGACCUCCGGACCCUGCUGACGUCAGGAAGUUCUGACCCCCGGGCCCGGGUGACUUAUGGGACCCCCAGUUUCCGGGCCCAGUUGUCUGUGGGGGUCCCUGAACCCCGGGCAUGUCUGACGUCUGGGACCCCGGAUCCCCGGGCACGACUGACUGCGGGAACCCCAGAUCCCCGGACCCGGGAGAUCUCGGGGACCCCCGGAACCUGUCCGCGCGCGUGGCUGGCGGUGGCGCUGGGCGCUGGGGGGGCAGUGCUGUUGUUGUUGUGGGGCGGAGGUCGGGGUCCCCCGGCCGUCCUCGCUGCGGUCCCCGCCCCACCGCCCACCUCUCCCCGGAGCCAGUACAACUUCAUCGCAGACGUGGUGGAGAAGACUGCACCUGCCGUGGUCUAUAUCGAGAUCCUGGAUAGGCACCCUUUCUCGGGCCGUGAAGUCCCUAUCUCAAACGGCUCAGGAUUCGUGGUGGCUGCCGACGGGCUCAUCGUCACCAACGCCCAUGUGGUGGCUGAUCGGCGCAGAGUCCGUGUGAGGCUGCCUAGCGGCGACACAUAUGAGGCCAUGGUCACCGCUGUGGAUCCCGUGGCAGAUAUCGCCACGCUGAGGAUUCAGACCAAGGAGCCUCUCCCCACACUGCCUCUGGGACGCUCAGCAGAUGUCCGGCAAGGGGAGUUUGUUGUUGCCAUGGGAAGUCCCUUUGCACUGCAGAACACGAUCACAUCCGGCAUUGUUAGCUCUGCUCAGCGUCCAGCCAGAGACCUGGGACUCCCCCAAACCAAUGUGGAAUACAUUCAGACUGAUGCAGCUAUUGAUUUCGGAAACUCUGGAGGUCCCCUGGUUAACCUGGAUGGGGAGGUGAUUGGAGUGAACACCAUGAAGGUCACAGCUGGAAUCUCCUUUGCCAUCCCUUCUGAUCGCCUUCGAGAGUUUCUGCGUCGUGGGGAAAAGAAGAAUUCCUGGUUUGGAAUCAGCGAGUCCCAGCGCCGCUACAUUGGGGUGAUGAUGCUGACUCUGACUCCCAGCAUCCUUGCUGAGCUACAGCUUCGAGAACCAAGCUUCCCUGAUGUUCAACAUGGUGUACUCAUCCACAAAGUCAUCCUGGGCUCCCCAGCACACCGGGCUGGUCUACGGCCUGGUGAUGUGAUUUUGGCCAUUGGGGAGCAGCUGGUACAAAAUGCUGAAGAUGUUUACGAAGCUGUUCGAACCCAAUCCCAGCUGGCAGUGCGGAUCCGACGGGGAUCAGAAACACUGACCUUAUAUGUGACCCCUGAGGUCACAGAAUGAAUGGAUUAGCAAGAGUAUGAGGCUCCUGCUCUGAUUUCCUCCUUGCUGUCCUAGCCUUGGCUCUGAGGGCACCUGGACAGAGGAUUAAAUGACCCAGUGGGGGGCAGGUCCCUCCAACCACCAGCACCAAUCCCUGGGCUCUGAAGAAUCACAAAAACACUUUUUAUAUAAAAUAAAAUUAUACCUAGCAACAUGUUAUAGU